Molecule: messenger RNA, 558 nt
Organism: Fulmarus glacialis (Northern fulmar)
Lineage: Eukaryota; Metazoa; Chordata; Aves; Procellariiformes; Procellariidae
Gene: STUB1
Product: STIP1 homology and U-box containing protein 1, E3 ubiquitin protein ligase
Exons: 5
Biological process (GO): protein quality control for misfolded or incompletely synthesized proteins; protein polyubiquitination; cellular response to misfolded protein
Cellular component (GO): Z disc; cytoplasm
Molecular function (GO): ubiquitin protein ligase activity; protein-folding chaperone binding
Source: RefSeq, a predicted model, not a curated record
UGCAAGCGAGCCCUGGAGCUGGACGGCCAGUCGGUGAAGGCUCACUUCUUCCUGGGCCAGUGCCAGAUGGAGAUGGAGAAUUACGACGAGGCCAUCGCCAACCUGCAGAUGCCCUUUCCCUUCCCAGCCUACAACCUCGCCAAGGAGCAGCGGCUGAAUUUCGGGGAUGACAUCCCCAGCGCGCUGCGCAUCGCUAAGAAGAAACGCUGGAACAGCAUCGAGGAGAAGCGGAUCAACCAGGAGAACGAGCUGCACUCCUACCUGACCAAGCUGAUCAUGGCAGAGAAGGAGAGGGAGCUGGCCGAGUGCCGAAAGACGCAGCAGGAAGAAAACGCGGACGAGAGCCGGAGCCGAGUUCAGCUGGCCAGCAUCGAGGCCAAACACGACAAAUACCUGGCGGACAUGGACGAGCUCUUCUCUCAAGUGGAUGAGAAGAGCAAGAAGCGGGACAUCCCUGACUACCUGUGCGGGAAGAUCAGUUUUGAGCUGAUGAGAGAGCCCUGCAUCACGCCCAGCGGGAUCACCUACGACAGGAAGGACAUCGAGGAACAUCUCCAG